Messenger RNA from Psammomys obesus (fat sand rat), 1324 nucleotides. Its product is annotated as membrane-spanning 4-domains subfamily A member 6B-like. The transcript has 7 exons. The record is from RefSeq and is a predicted model, not a curated record. Bases 124 to 864 code for a protein of 246 amino acids. Gene Ontology annotation, biological process: cell surface receptor signaling pathway. Lineage: Eukaryota; Metazoa; Chordata; Mammalia; Rodentia; Muridae. Gene Ontology annotation, cellular component: plasma membrane; trans-Golgi network.
UUCAGAAGUAGGAACAAGGAUCGGACUUCAAGAACCCAGAGGUAAAGCUCUUGGGGCUCCUGAGAGUCCAGCUGGGAGCAACUGGGAGGCAAGGCACACAGGCUCAGCUGUGGGAGCUCCAUCAUGAUUCCACAAGUAGUGACCAAUGAGGCUGUCACAGUGAUUUCACCAAAUGGAAUCCACUUUCCCCAAACAGACAAAACCCAGCCAACCCACCAGAAGCAAGACAGCCUGAAGAAACACCUAAAGGCAGAGGUCAAAGUGUUGGCGGCCAUCCAGAUCAUGUGUGGUGUGGUGGUGUUGAGUCUGGGCAUCAUUUUGGCAUUUGUUCCCUAUGCCCAACAUUUUACCUCAGUGUUUUCUGUCCUGUUAAAAUCUGGCUACCCGUUUGUAGGAGCUUUGUUUUUUAUAAUCUCUGGAAUUCUGUCCAUCAUCACCGAGACAAAGUCAACAAAGGCUUUGGUAGAUGGCAGCCUGGCUAUGAACAUCCUGAGUGUCUCACUUGCGAUCAUGGGCGUCGUCAUCCUCUCUGUAAACCUGGCUGCUCUGCAGCCUGCUGCCGAGCGGUGUGAAUCCAGCAAGGAGAUCGCGCCAACUGCACAGUUCCCUUACCACUAUGGGUACGGAUACCGCACCUACUGCUCCACCACCAAGGCUGUCCUGGCAGGAGCCCUUUCACUGAUGCUGAUCUGCAGCGUGCUGGAGCUUGGCCUGGCUGUGCUCAGCGCCACACUGUGGUGGAAACAGCGUCACUCUGACUUCCCUGGGAAUGUGAUUUUUCUGUCUCGUAACUCAAAAAAUGAAUCCAACAUGGAGACAAAGGCACUUUGUAACCCUACAUAUGAGGAACGAAUGGUUUCUUAAAGAAAAAAAAAGGCAAUAUACAACAGGGAAUACAUCUUCAUGCUAAUGCAGGAAACCCAACCAUCACAAGGUAGCAAUGAUUGUUUCUUAAAAUCUAGGCUGUUUAUACACUGGAUAACAGUAAUGAGUUGAAUGCGUACAAUAAUACCCUAUUGAUUUUCGUGACCUUAGAUUCAGCCAAAGCUCAGUCCCGCAAAGAGUGCCCAAAGGUUCCCAGAUAUUUCUCAGAAAGUUAACAGAAUGUUUCAGGGGAUUGUGGGGGAGCAAAGUGGCAAUAUUUUCUUGUCCCCUGCAAUUAACAGCAAUAGUUAACUGUUAACAGCUCCUAUGUUCAGAAUCCCUGUGAUGGCAUGGUUCUUUCAUCAUAUCAAUUUUUUUCAUUAAAACAAAGGACCAGCAAUGAAGUCUCAAGAAGUAUACCUGUUGUUGGUUUCAAAAUAAAGGCUUUGUGGUUAUGUUU